AGAUAGAUUAGUUUAUUUAAUUAAUUUGCAUGCACCCACACUUUUUUUUAAGUUCAUUUCUUAGUCAAUAUAUAGAACAGGAUUAUUCAACACCUUUUCUUCAGCAAGCUGAGUUUGAACUCAUGGCUUCUUCCUCUCAUUACCGAUCAAACAGCAUCGUUAAACAAUCUAGUGGAGCGUUACACAAUCCUCAUUUCUUUAAAGUUGUUCUUGAUGAUGCUCUCAAGGAACAAAAACUUGAAAUCCCAAGAAAGUUUGUGAGGGAAUAUGGCCUAAAAGCUUUGUUAAAGGAUCAAAUAUGUCUAAAAGUGAGGGAUGGCAAAGAAUGGAACGUUGGGUUGACAAAGAGUAAUAAUGGAACAAGAGUUUGGUUACAUUAUGGUUGGGAAAAGCUUGUAGGGUUUUAUUCUGUUAAAAGUGGCUACUUUCUUGUGUUCAAAUAUGAAAACCCAUCUCCGAGUUUCUAUGUAGUCAUCUUUGAUCAUACUGCCACGGAAAUUGAGUAUCCCGUAAAGAAAACUCGUCUGGAUAAAGCUAAGGAAAAGGUAAAAAUGGAGACAUAUUUUGAUGAUGAUUGUCUUGACCUAGAUUUCAAGGAUGGUGAUCUUAGCUCUGGGGUGAAGAAACCGACGAACAGCAGGUGGAGGCCGCCGUCGACGGGGAGCCAGCAAGCAAGGGCGAUGGCGGAAGCUAACAGAUUUCAAUCCAUGACUUUGAAUCCUUCUUUCAUCUGCAAGAUUUGGCCAUCACACAUUCAUCGCACAAAAUCUCUUAGUAUACCAAAAAAUUUUGCUGACAUGAAUCUAGAAGAUUCUAUCACAAAAAUAAUACUCAAAGCAUCAGAUGGAAGAAUGUGGAGUGGUGAAUGUGGCUUUUAUUGGACUCCUAAAAUGCAAAGGAUGACUUUCUAUAAGUAUGGUUGGAAGAGUUUUAUUCGAGACAAUAACUUAGCAGUUGGAGAUUUUUGUGUUUUUGAAAUGACUGGAAAAAACAGUACAACAGUCGCUUUCAAAGUUGAAAGUUUUAGGGCUUCUUGAUCAGCCAUAUCAAGUUUGGGUGCAUUUUUUGAAAUAGGGUAAUGUACUCUCUUUUUUUUUCCUUAGGGUGUAACCUUGAUCAUAUAUGGAACUUGUGGUACGAUUGAUGUAUGAUCAUUUUGACUAUAGUGUUGAAAUAUUGUGGUUGCAACUCAUUCAUUAGCUGGGCGUGCUAUAUCUCUAGCUGUGAGGGCUAAGUGAGUUGAACAUAUUUUUCUAUACGGCUUUAAUCUAUACCAUUUGUGUUGUACGGCUUUAAUCUA
Molecule: messenger RNA, 1300 nt
Organism: Cucumis sativus (cucumber)
Lineage: Eukaryota; Viridiplantae; Streptophyta; Magnoliopsida; Cucurbitales; Cucurbitaceae
Product: B3 domain-containing transcription factor VRN1-like
Exons: 4
Coding region: 30-1037 (335 amino acids)
Molecular function (GO): DNA binding
Source: RefSeq, a predicted model, not a curated record